This is a messenger RNA of Closterium sp. NIES-65, 1341 nucleotides long. NCBI's taxonomy places the organism in Eukaryota, Viridiplantae, Streptophyta, Zygnematophyceae, Desmidiales, Closteriaceae. The record is from the annotation of a GenBank genome assembly.
AUGGCUUCCGCGCUUAGAGCGUCGUUGGCGCCUGCGGGGCUCAGCGCGGCCGCGCUCUCCGGAUCCCCGCUCGGCGGGAGAAAGGAGCACCUCGGCGCGUCUCUCCGCGCGUCCGCCGCCGGGACUCACGGCAGAGUGACCAUGGCGUUGCGCGCUCGCCGCGACCCGCGGCUGAUCGCGCCGGUAGACGACAAAUUCCUCCCGUGGCUGGCGGACGCCGCCCGGUCCGACGAGGGGCGCGCGCAGAUCUCCGACGCGGCGAGCGGGCGGUUCGACGGGCCGCCGCUGCUGGACCUCGCCGCGGCGAAAAUGGCGGCGACGCAAAUGGCGGCCCCCGCGCAGGUGGAGCGCGGUGGAGGGUACGGCGAGCACCGGCCGCGUCGGCCGCCGCCCGAUCUGCCGUCGCUGCUGCUGAACAGCCGAAUUGUCUACGUCGGCAUGCCGGUGGGUGGUGGAACGUGGGAGAAAAAAGUUUCAAGGGAGCAGCAAUUUCGAGUCGCUCCUGCUGAGCAGCCGAAUCGUGCACAUAGGCAUGCCGGUGGGUGUUCGAAUGUGCAAGUUAGAAAACGCAGAGCUGUUGCCGGCGGUUACGGAGCUGGCAGUAACGGAGCUGGUGGUAGCGCAGCUGCUGUACCUGCAGUGGUUUACGCUAUCUGCUUCUCCCCGUUUCUUCCCCCCCGCCCUCCUCCCUCCCAUCCUGCCUUCCGCGCGGCCUUUACCACCCCGCCUUCCUGCGUGCAGUUGGUACCAGCGGUAACGGAGCUGGUGAUAGCGCAGCUGCUGUACCUUCAGUGGCUGGAUCCACGUCAGCCUACCUACGUCUACCUCAACUCCACCGGCACCUCCCGCGCUGAUGGCGAAACGGUGGGCAUGGAGACGGAGGGGUUUGCUAUAUACGACACCAUGAUGCAGAUGAAGAACGAGAUGCAAACAGUGGGCGUGGGGGCGGCGAUAGGCCAGGCGUGCAUGCUGCUGGCGGCGGGGGAGAAGGGGCGCCGAUUCAUGCUGCCACACGCCACCGCCAUGAUCCAGCAGCCGCGCCUGCCCUCCACGGGACAGAUGUCAGCCAUUGAUGUGCACAUCCGCGCCAAGGAGGUGGUGAACAACAGAGACACUCUCGUGAAGCUCCUCGCCCGCCACACAGGCAAUUCGUUUGAGAAGAUUGCCAAGACCAUGGAGCGCCCGUACUACAUGAACCCACAGAGGGCUCUCGAGUUCGGGGUGAUUGACAAGAUCCUGUGGCGCGGCCAGGAGGCCAUGGCGAAGACACUGUCAGCGGAGGAGUGGGACAAGGGGGCUGGCAUUCGCAUGAUGGAGAAACCUGCUGCUCCCCCCGCCUGA